Messenger RNA from Melanotaenia boesemani (Boeseman's rainbowfish), 2670 nucleotides. It is a transcript of the gene trim69, whose product is annotated as tripartite motif containing 69. NCBI's taxonomy places the organism in Eukaryota, Metazoa, Chordata, Actinopteri, Atheriniformes, Melanotaeniidae. Bases 150 to 1799 code for a protein of 549 amino acids. The transcript is spliced from 6 exons. Gene Ontology annotation, molecular function: protein binding; zinc ion binding. The record is from RefSeq and is a predicted model, not a curated record.
UGAGACUACUUCUGCGCCACCCCCUUCAUUUCCCCCACAGUCAACAGGAAGACUGGAGGCCAAAGAGAGCAGCUGCACUCUGCAUGAGAGGAAGGACGUAGAGCUCCAGCUGAACAGUCAGAACAAAAGGCAACAACAAAGGCGAAGGAAUGAGCAAGAGUCAGAAAGAAGUGAAGAAACUUCAAUCAGUUUAUCUACAGAACUUGGAAAGGCUAAAUCUAGGGAUUAAGCAGGACAAAAAUAGUUGGAAACCUAAAGAAGGAGACUUUGCUGUGAAAACAGCAAUGGAAAAGCUGCGACAGCCUGCCAUAGCGGGACAAGUUGCCAGAAGCUCAGCACACAGAAUCAGCAGAGAUCUGACCUGCUCCAUCUGCUUGGAUCUUUUCAAGCAGCCUGUGUCGUUGCCCUGUGAUCACACUUUUUGCCAUGGUUGCAUUGAAGGUUACUGGACAGGACCCCGGGGCCCUGGGCAGGGGGGCACAGGCUCUUGCCCUCAGUGCAGAAAGGUAUACCCCGGACAGAGUUACAGGCCCAAUCGUAUUGUUGCCAGCAUUGUGGAGAGUUACUGUCAAGGCCUGGAGGAGAGUGGGACCGGAGUCUGCCUCCCAGAUGCGGGGGUGACGGAAAGGGUUCCCACACCGGUUCCCCGCUGCAACAGACACAGGGAGGAGCUGAAGCUGUACUGCGAGGAGGACCAGGAGCUAGUGUGUCUGGUGUGUGGGGUGUCCCAAGAACACAGAAAUCACACACUGGUGUGUGUUCAGGAGGCUGAACAGAAAUACAGAGCAUCUCUAAACAGCUCAAUGGAUUCCUUAAAAGCUGAGCUCAACACAGCUCUGCAGUGUGACAGGGAAGCUGAGGAAGAGGUUAAAAAGCUUAAGGAGCACACAGCUGAUCUGAAGCAGCGCAUCGAGGCCCAGUUCAGCGACCUACACCAGUUCUUGUAUCAGGAAGAGAAGCUGCUGCAGGUGAAGCUGAAGACAGAGGAGCGGAGAGAGCUGAUCCGCCUGGAUGAGCACAAGGCCCUGUUGUGUGUGGAGAUCUCCCGUCUGCAAAGGGCUGUCCACGAGAUAGAGGACAAACUGAGUGAGCAGGAUCCGUUUACUCUGCUCCGGAGCAUCAAAGUCCUGCUCCAGAGGCCUUCUCUGAAGUUUGAGAAACCUGCGUUUACACCACCCAGUCUAUGUGAGGGUCGUUUUGCAGGACCCCUGCAGUACAGAGUGUGGAAAUCCAUGAAGGGAAGCCUUUAUCCAGUUCCAGCUGCCAUCACAUUUAACUCCAGCACAGCCAAUCCUUGGCUCAGCCUUACGUCCUCCCUCACCUGUGUUCGCUACCAGACCUUCAACCACACUGUGCAGGACAAUCCCAACAGGUUCAAUGCUGCCCUGUCACUGCUUGGAAGCCAAGGCUUCACUCAUGGUCGCCACUACUGGGAGAUUGAAGUCUACAGCAGCACAGUCUGGACUGUGGGGGUGGCUCGGGAGUCAGUGCCCAGAAAGGGAGUCAUCAAAGCCCUUCCAGCAAAUGGCUUCUGGACUCUCUCCCUCUCUUAUGGGAUUCAGUACAUGGCUGGUACAUCCCCUCCAACUGUCCUGUCCCUAGAGGAGCCACUGGCCAGGAUAGGUGUUUAUCUGGACUACAAGAGGGGUCUGGUGUCCUUUUACAAUGCAGAGAGCAUGACACACCUAUACACCUUCAGGGAGACAUUCACAGAGACUCUGUACCCUUACUUCAACUUGGGUUUCUUGGAUAAGGUGCAUGAAAAUGAGCCUCUAAAAGUCUUCUUACCAAAGAUUUAAAGAUCAAAACAGGGGAAAAAGGGAAAAAGAAAAAGAAAAUUUAAAAAGCAAAAACAAAAUGUCAACUUUCUAUUGAAAAGAUAAAUAAAUACAGUCGAUUAGUAAAAUGGAUAAAGCAAAUGUAUGUACCACUAGCAACACAUCGUUAAGUUUGUACAUUAUAUCUGCUACACAUUUAAUUUCAGAGAAGCUGUGCUUCAAUGAAAACCAUGACACAGUGGCUGUGAGAUUAAAAGCCUGUGUUAUUCUUUAUAGGUUAGUUUGAUUUUAAAGUCUUGUAUAAAUGGUUCACAUUUUAAUGUUCAUGUAACAUAUUUUUCUUUGUAUAUCAUCCAUUGCUUCAGCAACUCAUUGUCACCUUGUGUCUAAAACACUCAGUUUUAGUUCCUGUCUCUUUAGAUCCCUCCAAACUGACUGGUCACUAUGAUGGCAGAAUGUGAGGAAUCUACCUGUUCUUUGCUUUUACACACACCAAAAUAUUUACUGGGCGUUAGUAUGUAAAAGCAUUGCAGGGGGAUGUACAUAAGUAAUGGAAGAAAAGUCUGAACUACAAGCGAGGCAUCUCAGUGUCAUCAUUGGUGUGAUGUAUAUGAGGUAGCUGACAUGUACAUGUUUUUGUUAUUUCAUAUGGUGUCAUAAUCUAAUGAUGUGGUCCAUAUAAGGAUCAUGGAGGAUAUGUUUUCUUGUUUUAUUUUUUGCCUGUAAAAGAAAGUCAGGUUUUAUAGUCUUUUUAAGAGCACACACUGCAAUAAACAUCUUUGUACUAUGAUGGCUGAAUUGACAGCAAUGUCAACUCAAGUUGAUCCAAACCUGAUGUUUGUUAAGGGGACAUUCAACAUCACACAGAAUAAAAAUAUAUGUAAACUUAAAA